ACAUAGACAAUUUCUUUCUCCAUACACAUAAAAGCCGAGCCUGACUGGGAAGACAAUUUAGUAGCUCGGAGACACUUGCGAUCGCAGCGCUGACGAUUAUUGCCAUUCACGGCCCCAUUCACAAUUGUAGAGCUGAACGAAAUGCACUUGAAAUCCCCACUGAUUGGCCUUCUUAUCGUCUGCCUAGCGAUUGAGCGACCCUCGCCCACUGCCGCUCAGUUCUGGCUAAAGCUGCCCGAACAAAACUGGGAGCGUGAGAUGCUGGCCACACGAGACUCCGGCGUCUGCUACAAGGAGGAGAUGGUGGAAACCAUCAACCCGAAUGCGAGACUCCGUCAGAUCUCCUACUGCUGCGAAGGCUACGUGAACCAUGGCAGCCCACAGAACCUGAAAUGCCAGCCCAUCUACGAGGAUUGUGCGCACGGCCUGUGCCUCUCGCCAGGCUACUGUGAGUGUGCUCCGGGCUACUAUCGGGAGGAGCGGCGGUGCAAGCAGAUGUAAAUCAAUGUUAUAGAGACAUUAAGAAAAGAAAGCAAAUACCAAUGAUCUAUUUCAACAAUUGUCGAAUCUGUUCAUCCGUUCACCCAAAAUAAAAACAAGUACUACUUUUCAUAAA
This is a messenger RNA of Drosophila miranda, 616 nucleotides long. RefSeq lists its product as uncharacterized. Lineage: Eukaryota; Metazoa; Arthropoda; Insecta; Diptera; Drosophilidae. The record is from RefSeq and is a predicted model, not a curated record.